Paramuricea clavata is the source of this 402-nucleotide messenger RNA. The record is from the annotation of a GenBank genome assembly. NCBI's taxonomy places the organism in Eukaryota, Metazoa, Cnidaria, Anthozoa, Malacalcyonacea, Plexauridae.
AUGGAUAAUGGUCAGCUGAGUGGUGUUGUUUUCCUUGAUAUUAGAAAAGCUUUUGAUUCUAUUGAUCAUACAAUCUUAUUGCAGAAGAUGAAUGAUCAAUUUGGAAUAAAAAAUGUGGAACUGGAUUGGUUUAAGUCCUAUCUAACUAAUAGAGAGCAAGCAUGCAUUGUCAACGGUGCAAUGUCAUCACCUAAAACGAUUGUGUGCGGAGUUCCGCAGGGAUCAAUUCUUGGUCCCUUGCUGUUUUUAUUAUAUAUUAAUGAUUUACCCGAAUGCCUCGAAAAAACUUCGCCACACCUAUACGCUAAUGAUACUCAAAUUUCUACUUCUGCUAAAACUAUUGAGGAACUUACUGAAAAUCUAAAUAAUGACCUGAAAAAAGUCGGUGAGUGGCUUGCUUGA